AUUUUGCACAAGGAAAACAAAAAGAAAAGUGAUGAUGGUCACGUCCUAACCUCCAAAAACCUUCCUUGAAUCCGACUCCAACUCCAACUCAGCAUUUCACAUCCGAAAUAAAAUCUUGGUCUUUCCUUUCAUAAUCAAUCCCGGCUAUUAUAGUUCAACAUCAUAAUAAACUAGGCAAUUUUGGCCAAGUUAAUCCAAAGAAAGACUCUUUCUUUCUUCACAAAAUAAUUUCUUUUUUGGUCCCCAAAACCAAAAAAAAAGAUAUGACUGAAGUAGUACUCCACCAAUCCCCAUCUCAUUUCCCUUCAACAACAAGCUCUUCUUCUCCUUCUUCUUCUACUUCUUCUACAACAUGUGAUGGUUCAGACCCCAAUGCCCUUAUUAACAGUCAAAUAAUUGAAUCCCAUUUGGGUUCAGAAGAAGAGGAAGAGGAAGAGGAAGAGGAAGAAGAAGAGAGUUGUGGAUUUAGUGAGAGAAAAAGGAAGGAGAGAGAUAGAGAUCAGGGAGAUCAGUUGUCUGUUUUGGAGCUUUUGGUGGCUGCUUUUAGAAAGUCUUUGAUUGGGCCUUGUAGUAAUACUGAGAGAGGAAAGUUCUCUUCUGCUAUGGAGAUUGGUUGGCCUUCAAAUGUUAGGCAUGUUGCCCAUGUCACCUUUGAUCGCUUCAAUGGCUUUCUUGGCUUGCCUGUUGAGUUUGAGCCUGAAGUUCCCAGGAGGCCUCCUAGUGCCAGUACAAAUGUUUUUGGGGUUUCUACCGAGUCUAUGCAACUUUCGUUUGAUUCCAGAGGAAACAGCGUCCCAACAAUACUCCUGUUGAUGCAAAGGCAUUUGUAUGCGCGAGGGGGUCUUCAGGCAGAAGGGAUCUUCAGAAUUAAUGCUGAGAACAGCCAAGAGGAGUAUGUUAGGGACCAAUUAAAUAGGGGGGUGAUACCAGAUGACAUUGAUGUUCAUUGUUUGGCUGGCCUUAUUAAGGCUUGGUUUAGAGAACUUCCAACCGGUUUGUUGGACUCUCUCUCACCGGAGCAGGUGAUGCAGUCCCAAUCGUAAGAGGAGCGUGCGUACCUUGUGAGGCUCCUUCCCCAGACAGAAGCCGCAUUGCUUGAUUGGGCAGUAAACCUCAUGGCAGAUGUCGCGCAACUGGAGCAUCUGAACAAGAUGAACGCCCGCAAUGUUGCUAUGGUGUUUGCACCAAACAUGACUCAGAAUGCAGAUGCUUUGACUGCAUUGAUGUACGCAGUCCAAGUGAUGAAUUUCCUCAAGACUCUCAUUGUCAGGACACUUAGAGAAAGAGAAGACUCUGUGGUCGAAACAUCUCCCCAAACUCGCCUUGGGCCUUCCGAUGAGGAUGGCCACCAAAGCUCUUCCCAACCAUGCACCAAAGAGGCCAAGGAGGAGACUGGCGCGGGAAAUGAAGGCGAGAAAGUGUAUCUCACUGAUGAACCUGCUCCAGAAAGCCCUUCUUGGCACUCAACUCAAGAUGAAAGUACCAUAACUGGAGAUGGAUCUCCGUGUUUCUUAUCUUCCAUUGAGAACAUCAUUACUGGAGGAAACCGGUCUUUCGCUGACAAUUGUCCUUGUGAGGUUGUGUCCCAAGUCACCUCUCCCAAAUGUCAAAGUGGAGAGACUCAAAAAAACACAUUGAAGAGCAAAACAGGUCAAUCAAGCAGUUCAAGCCACAAGAAAGGGUCCAAGAAGGUGAAUGAACAGACAAUAGUUCAGAGCAUCCGAUCCGGUGAGAAGAUCAAGAAAGCGGGAAUUCUUGGCCGCAUAAAUUCAAGAAAGGAGCUUGUUGAAGCUUGGCGUUGAAACUUGAAAGCUCUUUGAUUAUUGUUCUGGGGGAAAGAAUGUUGAAAGAAGAAAUUUUGGCAAUUCUUUGGUUUCUUUUUCCCAUUAUCUGUGUUGGUAAAAAUGUGGUGUGUAUGAUUUCAUCAUGUGUGGUUUUCACGUUUGGUUCUUCUUAGCCUGUAUGUUUUUUCACUUGACAUUUUGGUAACCCCAUGUUAACCAUCUUCUAUCUUUGGAAGUAAAGCUCCUAACCCAAUACAUUCACGUUGUAUUAUAUAUAUAUAUAUAUAUACACACACACACACACACGCACGUACACACACACAUGAU
Messenger RNA from Morus notabilis, 2111 nucleotides. RefSeq names its product rho GTPase-activating protein 5. Gene Ontology annotation, biological process: signal transduction. The record is from RefSeq and is a predicted model, not a curated record. The transcript has 5 exons. Gene Ontology annotation, molecular function: GTPase activator activity. NCBI's taxonomy places the organism in Eukaryota, Viridiplantae, Streptophyta, Magnoliopsida, Rosales, Moraceae.